Molecule: messenger RNA, 5380 nt
Organism: Plodia interpunctella (Indianmeal moth)
Lineage: Eukaryota; Metazoa; Arthropoda; Insecta; Lepidoptera; Pyralidae
Molecular function (GO): iron ion binding; FAD binding; 2 iron, 2 sulfur cluster binding
Source: RefSeq, a predicted model, not a curated record
UAUGGUAUCAAUCAUAUCAACAUUUGUCGUAUUUAUUGGCAUAGUUGCCUAAUAAAACUAAAGUUGAUAUAAGAAGUCAUCUUGCGAUAAAAAUAUGUAUAUUGUAGCUGAAAAUUCAGUAGUCAAACCUAUGCUUUGUUAUGUCGACGUCGAUAUCUGAGUAUUUUAAAUUUACAUUACAUAGAGAAACUUUAUUUGGUCGAAAUAUAUCUUUGUGUCAACACAUUGACUGCGCCAAUUCGCAACGCAUAAAAUUCCACGCAACCUGCGUAUUUAGCAGUCUAACUUUAGUGAGGUUAACAUGGACAAAAUCAAGUUCAAAAUCAAUGGUAACAAUUGUGCUGUCGGUGGAGAAGUAUGUUCGAAAUUGACACUUGUCGACUAUCUACGCAAUGUGCUGGAGCUGCGAGGCACUAAGUACAUGUGCAGGGAAGGUGGAUGUGGUGCCUGCAUUGUGACUGCCGUCAAGUAUCCUGGUGCACAACCGGUCGCAGUCAAUUCUUGUUUAGUGUCUAUAACGUCUUGCGAAGGUUGGGAAAUAACCACAAUUGAGAAAGUGGGAAAUAAACUAGAUGGAUACCAUAAACUACAGACGACCUUAGCGGAUUACCAUGGAACUCAGUGCGGGUAUUGUACUCCUGGAUGGAUAAUGUCUAUGUACAGCCUUCUGAAACAAAAUAAAGACUUGACAAAACUCGAUAUAGAGAAAUCUUUUGGGAGUAAUAUAUGCAGAUGUACUGGAUACAGGCCUAUACUAGAAGCAUUUAAAACUUUUGCAAAAGAUGCAUCAAAUAAUUUACUGGAUAUUGAAGAUCUUGCUAUAUGCAAUAAAACUGGUAAAAAGUGUAUACCAGAAAAUUGUGAUGAAGAAGACUGGUGUCUUUUAUCAAAAGAUGACGAUGAUGCAUCCACUAAAAUCUCGAUUGAACUAAAGGAUGGAAAGGAGUGGUUUACUGUUUAUACGAUAAAAGAUAUUUUUGAAGUGAUGUCCAAAAUUGGAGAAAACUCAUAUAUGUUAGUUUCGGGAAACACAUCUAAAGGUGUAUUUCCUAUUGAUGAAUAUCCACACUGUCUUAUCGAUAUAAGCAAGGUAUCUGAAUUGAAGGGUAACUAUGUUGAUCAGAACUUAGUCGUUGGAGCUGGAAACACCUUGACUGAAAUACUUGAUAUCUUACAAACUAAAGCAAAAGAAGAAGAUUUUAUAUAUCUUAAUAAGUUAUACGAUCAUAUCAAUUCUGUCGCAAGCAUUCCAGUUAGAAAUCUGGGAUCAUUAGCAGGAAAUUUGAUGGUUAAACAUCAACACAAUGAGUUCCCUUCAGAUUUGUUUCUUUUGUUGGAGACUGUAGGAGCAAAAUUGUCUAUUUUAACUGGAAAUGCCGAUACUACGCAGAUAGUAUCUAUGGAAGAAUUUUUGAAACUGGAUAUGAAAUUUAAAAUAAUAUCAAAAGUUUUAUUUCCUCCACUUAACAACGAAUGUCAAAUAGUUACAUUUAAGAUAAUGCCAAGAUCACAAAGUGCCUUUGCAAUCGUCAACGCAGGUUUCUUUUACAAGUUUAAAAGCGAUCAGAAAAUUAUACAAUGUCGUCUAGUAUUUGGUGGGUUAUCACCAACAUUUGUUCGUGCAAACAAAACCGAAAAGUUUUUAAUCGGGAAACCAUUAUUCAAAAAUGAGGUUUUGCAAGAGGCAUUGAAGAUUUUGGAAGAUGAGUUAGUUGUGAUAUCUAUACCACCAGCAACAUCAGUAGCAUAUAGAAAGAAACUUGCUUUGGGAUUGUUUUACAAGGGGCUAUUAAUAUUGUAUCCAGAAAAUUUACUUGAUGCAAAAUAUAAUUCUGGUGCUACCAAACUACACGAAACGCGACCUGUGUCCAACGCUCGACAAGUUUACGAUACUAAUCCAGCGUUGCCUUUGAAUAAGCCAAUUAAUAAAGUAGAAGCAUUAUUUCAGUGUUCAGGGGAAGCCGAAUACAUAGAAGAUUUACCUUCAUUUCCUAAUGAAGUAUUUGCUGCAUUUGUUUUGGCAACUGUACCGAAUGGAAAAAUUGAAAAUAUUGACCCCAGUAAAGCUUUGGCCAAACCGGGCAUUAUCGCGUUUUAUGCAGCAAAAGAUAUACCUGGAGUCAAUUCAUUUACUCCACUUGGUAUAGGCGGAGUAAGAGCAAACGAAGAAAUUUUGUGUAGUGGACAAGUAAAGUAUUAUAAUCAACCUGUUGGUAUUAUAGUCGGAGAAUCUAGAUCUAUAGCUGAAGAUGCAGUUAAACUCGUUGAAGUUAAAUAUAGUGGUACUAAUGAACCUAUAGUUAUCGAUAUUAAACAAGCGGCAAAUGAUGAUAAACGAAAACAACCAUAUGCAACUAUAGAAGCAACUGGUAGAGGUUUUGAUGUAGAGAAAGUUAUAAAAGGGAAAAAUCAAAUACAAGCACAAUAUCACAUGUGUAUGGAAACAUUGGUUAGUCUGACUCGACCUACUUCACAAGGAAUCGAAGUACAUUCGUCUACGCAGUGGCCAGAUGGCACGCAAGUUGCUAUAUCUAGGACAUUAAAUAUAGAUUCGAAUAGGAUUGAUGUAUACGUAAUUCGUGUUGGUGGAUCAUUUGGGAUAAAAAUAAGUCGUUCAUUGCUCAGCGCUGUAGCAUGUAGCCUUGUAACAUAUAAACUGAAUAGGCCUUGUCGGCUAAUACAAUCAUUGACUACCAACAUGAAAAUUUCUGGGAAAAGAUGUUCAUGUUUAACUGAAUACGAAGUAGGUGUAGAUCUGCAAGGAGCCAUACAAUAUGUUGAUUACAACAUGUAUGAAGAUCAAGGAUAUAUAUGCAAUGAAGAAUUAUCAGCAGAUACGACCAAAACAUUUAAUAAUUGCUACUUUAUGGAAACUUGGAACUUUAAUGGAUAUGAAGUAAUUACGGAUAAGGCCAAAACCACGUGGUGUCGAGCGCCAGGGUCGAUGGAAGCGAUUGGAAUGGCUGAACUUCUUAUGGAACAUAUUUCAUAUGAGUUGUCGUUAGAUCCAGUACAAGUAAGACUUGCUAAUUUAGACAUUAUAAAACACAGCGCUAUUAAAGAAAUGUAUGAAACUUUGAAAUCGAAUUCAGAUUAUGACGAAAGAAAGGAAGGGGUUGUAAAGUUUAAUAAAGACAGGUGGAUGAAGAAAGGUAUAAGGACAUCUUUUUUGAGGUGGACAUCAGAAGGUGGACCGUUUUUAGAUGUUAACGUUGCUAUUUACCACGACGAUGGCACUGUUGUCAUUACCCAUGGUGGAAUUGAAUUAGGACAAGGUAUAAAUACAUUAGCAAUACAAACUUGUGCAUAUGUUUUCAAAAUUGACGUAAACAAGAUUCAGGUUAAAGGAAAUAAUACUAUUAAUGUUGUAAAUUGUGAUGAAACUGGUGGAAAUUCUACUGGAACAAGUGUGUGUAUUGGAGUCCAAAAAUGUUGUACAAUAUUAAUGAGUAGGUUAUUACCAAUUAAGCUAACAAUGCCCGAUGCGACGUGGGAAAAGGUUAUAAAAACAGCAUAUGAAUUACAAAUAGAUUUACAUGCACACUGCGUUGCAAAACGAAGUGAUAAUCCAUUAUACUAUAUCUACGGUGUAGCAUUUGCAGAAGUGGUAGUCGACAUAUUGACAGGAGAAACGGAAAUUCUCAGGGUCGACUUAAAUCAAGAUGUAGGACGCAGUAUAAAUCCUCAAGUAGAUAUUGGACAGGUAGAAGGUGCAUUUAUCAUGGGUCAAGGAUUUUGGACUAGUGAAGAUGUCAUUUAUGAUUUAGAAACAGGACAAGUGCUUACUGAUCGUACUACUAGCUAUUUUGUUCCUCAGGCAAGGGAUAUUCCUCAGGACUUUCGGAUAUAUUUAAAAAAGAAAUCCAUGGGAAUAGAAAUCCUCUUGGGGUCAAAAGCAAUGGGUGAACCUCCUAUUUGUUUAUCAGUGGUCGUGGCUCUAGCUAUUAGAGAGGCUAUUGUGGCAGCUCGGCUAGACUCCGGUAUACCGACUACUGAAUGGUUUCCUACGGAUGGACCUAUGACGACAGAAAAAAUAUGCCUUUUAUCAGAAACUAAAACGAAUGAUUUUAAAUUUUAUUAACCCUCAUAAGACUGAAUAACUACAAUAAGUAGUUGUAGUUAUUCAGUUUAGAUAAAUAGAUGAUGAAAUAUUCUAGAAAAGUUAUAUUAAACAAGUGUCAUUUCUAUUAUAACAAAUAUGUUUAUAUUGAUCAAAAUGAUCAAUAUAAACAUAUUCGUCGUUCGUUGAUCAAAAUGAUCAAUAUAAACAUAUUCGUUAUAAUAUUAUGUUGACAUUAAUUAUUCUAAAAAAAUAGAGUACUGUUAAAAUAAUAUUAAGAGUGUAAUUUAUACUACCUAUAUAUGUACUUAUAUGUUAUAAUUUAAAAAGUAAAUAUAUUUACUACAAUAUUCGAAACUUGUUUAGUAAUAAAAUUAGUAUGAAUUGUAAAUACAUAAUAAAGUUUGUACACACUAACGAUAAAAAUGUGAUAUAUUGAAAAUACCUAUUUUUGUUUUUUCGAAAUAAAUAUAUUGUCGGAGACAUUUCAUUGUUAUUAGUAUGUGUAAACUUCAACUCAUAAGAAGUAGAAUCAAUCAUGUAGAAGAAAAUUUUACUUAUUUGGAAAUCCGUGCAGUAAUUGUAGCUUGAUUAAGUAACAAACUUUCUGACCCAUGUCCAAAUAUUCCAAAUUUAUGCUUUUAUAAUUUAUGUUCUAUACUAUCAUUAUCUACUUAGUUUCAAAUUACUUAUAUUUAAGUUUAAAAAAUGUAAAUAAAAAUAAAUUACUAAGUUCAUAGGAAUCAAUUAACCGUUGAAGUAAAGCGUCGUGCGUAGUACAAGCGGUAGUGGUCCAGUGAUAUAUUAGUAGUGACACCUAUGAAUAAAAGAUCUAAGGUUCGAUUCCUACUCGUGCUACAUGAGUGUGAAUACCAAUGUGUAUAGUAGUUUUCAUCAAUCCCCAUUUGUUCCCGGUGAAGGAAAAUAUCGUGAGGAAAAUUGCACACUGAUUGACAGUCCAAAUUCACUAGUGUGUUUGUGACUACGUGGUUACCCAGAUGUUGGUGAGUAGUCGAUUAGUGGUAAAAGUUAUGUCAGAUGUCUUUAGGUGACUUGAAUAAAAUCUGACAGUUUUAACGAUAAAACACUAGAAAAAAAUAGAGAAGAAGAAUUAAACGUUUGUGAAUAUGUUGAGAAUAUAAAUAAAAUGGCAGUUUUGAAGGUGGCUCGAUCGUGAAUAGAAACAUCACAACAAUCAAUCAUCACAACAAUUCGUGAUAGAAUUAUAUAGUAGUCAUUAUAGUAUUUAAAUAUACUUACGUAUACUCUUUGGUAAGAGUAUACGAAAUGAAAGAUCAAUGAAAAUGUAAAACUCUAUUU